GCGGGGCAAACGGCCAGGGCACCGCGUUGUACACCCAAGACGCGACUUCUGUUUUUACGCACGCAAAAAAGCGAGGGAAAGUGACCAAGUGCGGAGCUAAACUAAACCAAACCAAAGCCAGCCGACCACGCCACCAUCCGUUGCACUCCUGCCAAAUUAAGUACCCCAUCAUUCCACUUCACACUCCAAUCCCAAUCACUCUCUCCCUCUCCCCCACCACCUCACCAUGGCUGUUCUCCUUGUCCUUCUCCCGUUCCUCCUCGCCGCCGGCCUCGCCAAUGCUGACCCACCGCCCGCCGUCAUCGUGCUCAAGGACGGCACCACCUGCACCCUCUGCGCCUCCUGCGACAACCCCUGCAACCCCUCAUACUACCCGCCUCCGUCCCCUCCCCCGGCUCCGGUCACAACGCCGUGCCCGCCCCCGCCUUCCUACCCCUCCGGCGGCGGCAGCGGCGGAGGCACAGUGGUCUACUCGUCCCCGCCACCUCCAUCCAACAACGGCGGCGGUGGCGGCAGCGGAGGCUACUACUACCCACCGCCCACUGGCGGGUCUGGUUCCUCCGGGGGCGGAGGAAACGGCGGCAGCGGUGGAGGCGGGGCCUACCCGACGCCGCCCCCGCCCAACCCGUUCCUGCCUUACUUCCCCUUCUAUUACUCAAGCCCGCCGCCGCAGUUCCACUCCAGCGGCUCGGCCUUGGCCGCCUCAACGGCAGCGACGGUGCUUCCGCUCCUCUCCGGGUUGCUGCUGUGGUGAGAGCGAGAUAGAGCUGCCGUGUCAAUGCGCUGUGCUUUUUACACUAGGGGUGGUGAUUCUCUUGUGGCCGCUGUAAUUUUAGUAAAUUUUAAUUGUAAUUUUAUAACUUCUAGAACUACCAAUACUCAUAUAAACGGAUCUAGUAGUUGAACCGUUCAUUCCCAAACAAAACGAUUUAAGAAAUAUGUUCACUUA
Phragmites australis (common reed) is the source of this 949-nucleotide messenger RNA. RefSeq lists its product as uncharacterized. NCBI's taxonomy places the organism in Eukaryota, Viridiplantae, Streptophyta, Magnoliopsida, Poales, Poaceae. The transcript has a single exon. The coding region runs from base 227 to 754 and encodes 175 amino acids. The record is from RefSeq and is a predicted model, not a curated record.